AGCUACAGCGGCAGAGGCGAACGCAUGCGCGCGGCGUCUCCGGCGUGUCCGGGCUGGAGACCCCCCCCUACCCCCGCCCCUCCGCACCCCCGCCCAGAGCCGCCGAAGCACCUCCGUGCGUUGCGCUGCCAGAGGCCGGGGCUGGCUCGCCGUGCUGCUCAGCGCCGCACCCCACCAGGUGGGCGGCAGCGGCGACGCACGCCCGGGCUCUUUACUGCCCGCCUCCAAUUGCAUUGCCCGCCCUAGCCCCUCACUGCCGCUGGCGGCUCGGGCUCGCCCGGGAUUGGCGAGUCGCGGAGCACUGGUACCCAGGGCGCUGCUGCCGGCCCUGCGCCCUCCCCGUCGAGCCGGGAGUCGUGCCGUCGCCCCUCGUCUGGCAGAGAGCUGGGUCCAGCGUCCAGCCCUCCGGCCUUUGCUUAGGGCCCCCACCCCGCAGAGAGAAGCGGUCCUACCGAAACCGGCCCGGCCCGGCCCGGCGGUGAGAUGAGCUUCUUCGGCUUUGGGCAGAGCGUGGAGGUGGAAAUCUUGCUGAACGAUGCGGAGAGUAGGAAGCGGGCCGAGCACAAGACGGAGGACGGGAAGAAGGAGAAAUAUUUCCUCUUCUACGACGGAGAGACGGUCUCCGGGAAGGUGAGCCUCGCACUCAAGAACCCCAACAAGCGGCUGGAGCACCAGGGCAUCAAGAUCGAGUUCAUCGGGCAGAUCGAGCUCUACUAUGACCGCGGGAACCACCAUGAGUUUGUGUCCCUGGUGAAGGAUUUGGCCCGGCCCGGAGAAAUUAGCCAAUCACAGGCCUUCGACUUUGAAUUCACCCACGUGGAGAAGCCGUAUGAGUCAUACACAGGCCAGAAUGUGAAACUAAGGUAUUUCCUUCGAGCCACCAUCAGCCGCCGCCUCAAUGAUGUUGUCAAAGAGAUGGACAUCGUAGUCCACACACUCAGCACGUACCCAGAGCUGAACUCCUCCAUCAAGAUGGAGGUUGGGAUCGAGGACUGUCUGCACAUUGAGUUUGAGUAUAAUAAGUCCAAAUACCACUUGAAAGAUGUCAUUGUAGGAAAGAUCUACUUCCUCUUGGUGAGAAUCAAAAUCAAGCACAUGGAGAUAGAUAUCAUCAAGCGGGAAACGACGGGCACAGGCCCCAAUGUGUACCACGAGAACGACACAAUAGCCAAGUAUGAGAUCAUGGACGGGGCACCCGUGAGAGGAGAGUCCAUUCCGAUCCGGCUCUUCCUGGCGGGCUACGAGCUCACCCCCACCAUGCGGGACAUCAACAAGAAGUUCUCCGUGCGCUAUUACCUCAAUCUGGUGCUGAUAGACGAGGAGGAACGGCGCUACUUCAAACAGCAGGAAGUGGUGUUGUGGCGGAAAGGUGACAUCGUACGGAAGAGCAUGUCCCACCAGGCAGCCAUCGCCUCACAACGCUUCGAGGGUACAGCCUCCCUGGGUGAGACUCUUACCAGUAACGUCCUGGAACAGAAGCCUCUGGAAGGGCCUUUGGCUCUUGUCCCCUCACCUGUGAGAAAUCCUGGGCACAGAGACACCCUGGGGUCAGGGUCAUGCAUGAAUGGCAGCAGAGUUGAACCCAGGAGGCCGAGCCGGGUCCACUGAGGAAGAAGUAUGGUGACUGUGCAUGGUGGCUGUCUGCCUUCGCCCCGUGACUGUGCUCCCCAGCCCCUGGGGCUGGAUGGUUCUAGGGUAUUGCUGUGUGCUACAGCAAGCCUAAACAAGGGCAUCUGUUUCCUUUAAGAGAUCCCGGGAAGGGGCCUUGAUCUCUUGGCUUCCCUAAGAAUGGAUCCUCAUCACUCCUUGCUCUCCCCCCAUUUAGUUUCUGGGAAUUGGGGCUUGGAAGUUUCUUACUGUUGCCCAUGUCCCCUCACUCUCUGAGUUCCAGGAGGGAGAUGAGAGCCUCAGCAGAAGACUCUGCUACACAACUUCAGAAUAAUUCAGCUUGCCAAAUUAUGUCUUCAUCUUCACCAGUUGACUGACCAGAGUUUAGGACCAUUGAUGUUUUUGUUUAAAAACGUAUAUAAAAACUCUUGUGGGUAUUCUUGUUACGCUAAAGGAGAAGGGGACAUCCCUCUGUUGCACUGUGAGUGGGCCUAUUGGAGUAAAGGUGUUGACAUCCUUUUCUGCCUCAUCUGGAAAUGACCUGUGGGCCUCCCUUCCCUUCAAGCAGACCCCACUGGCCAGUAAGUACAAUAUUUGGUGGUCCAAGUUGUCCGUAAUUGGGAAAGCAGAGGGGUUGGUUCCUGUGUCAUUCUUUAGUGUGGAAAAUUUGGACUCCUCUAUUCCUCAGAAAUCAGUGCAGUCAUGGGCCUCUGACUGGGCAGGGCUCCUGCGUCAGGACUGUGACUGGUGGAAAGGAUACUGGGAUGACACUUGAGGUUGACUGGGGACAGCAGAACCAAGGAAAGUAAGGUGGUUCCCCCCCAUGCUGGACCGAGUACAGGUGCGACGGACAAUCCCAUGGGAUCAGGAUUACUCAUCCAGCUGCCCCUGGAUUAGCAAGGUUGGGCCUUAAGUGUAUGGGGGAGGCAGGUUCUGUGUUCCUUGCCUUUUCCUCAACAUGAGAUGAAGCUCUGGUGUGCCUCCCAUAAGAGCUGGUAUUCUAACUAAAAGGACCUGUUAAUUCCUCUGCCUCCCAACUGACAACCCAAAUUCAUUUUCCAACUUUCCUAACAUCUUAAACCUUUCUUCUGGGAGAACUAGAAGGUAGAAUUUGAUUUUAUUCUCUCAGGAGCUGUGCAUAAGCCAGGUCUUCUGUUUUCCCUCACUCUGCCCCCAUUCACUCCUUGUCUGUGCAACUGUGGAGGUGAGGGGAGGCCCUGCCCCCACCUUUACAGGUCCUCAUACCUGGGAGUGCAUAGGUACUAAACCAAGCAGUGCAACUUGUAAUUAAGCAGCUGCAGUGUUUACAUGUUUCUUAAUGUGUCGUCUUUUCAAUGGCUGUAUUUAAAAAAAAAAAACACUUGUUUCAGUUGUCUCUGAUUAAAGGAAGCCCCUGUGGCUUGGAGGCAUUGUGCCCAUGGUCCA
Molecule: messenger RNA, 3033 nt
Organism: Neomonachus schauinslandi (Hawaiian monk seal)
Lineage: Eukaryota; Metazoa; Chordata; Mammalia; Carnivora; Phocidae
Gene: VPS26B
Product: VPS26, retromer complex component B
Exons: 7
Coding region: 484-1608 (374 amino acids)
Biological process (GO): retrograde transport, endosome to Golgi; intracellular protein transport
Cellular component (GO): retromer complex; endosome
Source: RefSeq, a predicted model, not a curated record